CUAAACUCCCGACGCUGGUUCUCCAAUAAAUUACCAAAAUCCCUGUACUCAAUUGACCGUCUUGGAAAGCUGUUUAAAGCGUGAGCCAGAUAAUGCUUGGGCUCGGUGCUUACGAGAGCAGCGACGAAGAAGAUGUUGGCAAGUCUCCAGCUCAGCAAGUGAAGCCACAAAAGGGCGAAGCAGCAGAAGGACCAGCUCCUGAGAUAGUGAAAAAGGAUAAUUUUUCUACAAUAGAACAGAAGGAUCCUGCGGCUGCGGAAUCAAUAUCAUCAGCACCACCGACGGAGCCCGCUUCCACAUCCAUUCAAGAAGAAUCAGCAGUUGAAGGACCAAUGGUUGGGCCAACUGGACCGCCGGCAUCACCGCCUCCGAUGGACGGGGCAGAAUCAAGGCCGCAGUCUCCGUACAGCGCAAAUCGAUCACUGUUGCGCGACCUAACAUUACCUACUGUACCAAACCUCGAUAUUCCUCCUUCGCCCCCUGGAUCACCGCCGCCACGGACAACAGCAAAAUUUGCGCAUUUCCUUCAAUUAAAGAGAGAAGGCGUCCAUUUUAACGACAAGCUCUCCAAAUCAUCGGCGCUGAAGAACCCGAGCCUCUUGCAGAAAUUGAGAUCUUUUGCUGGAAUCGAUGACCAGACGCAAUACGCAACUACUCUACCAAGUGAUAUAUGGGAUCCGCAAGCAUUUCCUGAAUGGGCAUACAAGGAAGAGCUCGCGAAGAGCCAGCAAGAAGUAUUGAAACGGAAAGAGGAAGAAAAGGCAAAAAUGCAGAGGGAGGCUAUCGAUUUUGUGCCAGCUGCUGCUUCGGGCGAUUCUAGUCGGGUUGCAACACCAGGAUCAACGGGCAGCGGUCGACCAAGUAUGAGAGGUAGCGCUGCAGAGAGAGUAAUGGCCGGACUAGACCGCGAAAGGACCCGCUCUCCCCAGGUCCAGGACAGCCGAAAACGAAAAGAUCUUGAAAGGCGAGGAGGCCGAUAUGAAGGAUACAGAAGCAGAGAUCGCAGCAGGUCAAGGUCGCCGCGGCGCAGACGAUCAAGAUCCAGGUGAUCAUUUCUCGGUUUACUGCUGGCGGGUUUUCUUGUCUCAAAGGGGCGUUUUAGGGCACAAAACAGGGCAUCUUCCUCUGUAAAGUCGAUAAUUUCUUUUAUAUAUAAAAACACCAUUUCUUCAAAACCAAAUAAAAGGACCUAU
Messenger RNA from Xylona heveae TC161, 1193 nucleotides. RefSeq names its product HCNGP-domain-containing protein. The transcript is spliced from 3 exons. The coding region runs from base 93 to 1049 and encodes 318 amino acids. Lineage: Eukaryota; Fungi; Ascomycota; Xylonomycetes; Xylonales; Xylonaceae. Gene Ontology annotation, biological process: regulation of DNA-templated transcription. Gene Ontology annotation, cellular component: nucleus. The record is from RefSeq and is a predicted model, not a curated record.